UUUCUUUUAUUAAAGUGGGAAAUGAAGUGGAUGAAAAUGGUGAUCAGAGUGAAACAGAAGAGGAAGAAUGGCAAGUCAUUGGAUCAAAACAUAAAGGAAUGGUGACUAGAAAGGUUGCAGAACACAAGACUCCGAUAUCUGAUCUUCUAGGAGGACAAAUAAAAUCAUUCCUCACCACAAGUGGAAAUAAAACUUCCGCGUCUAUUCAGCCUUUUUUUACAUUACAACUUGAUGUUCAGGUAUUCUAUAUUUUCUUUGAAUCAUGUUCGUUCAAGCUCCACUGGGAAAUCCUGGAAAAUACAGAUAAUGUAAAAACCGCCUAAAAUAACAGGAAAUUU
Molecule: messenger RNA, 338 nt
Organism: Parasteatoda tepidariorum (common house spider)
Lineage: Eukaryota; Metazoa; Arthropoda; Arachnida; Araneae; Theridiidae
Source: RefSeq, a predicted model, not a curated record